UGCAGAUUCGCAUGGAUGGCACCUGUUGCAUUGUUUUGAGUAACGACCGUUCGAAAUAAAGCUCCAAGUUUUGACUGACUAAUCGAACUCCUUGGAAUAAUGAUUUAAGGAAAGGAUUUACUGGGGAGUUUCUAAUUGAGUCAAUGGGCGCAUAUCAACUCGAUGCCAACCACAGCUGGAAUUACAUCAACAACUCAACGAAAAUGUGGAGCGACUCAGGAUUCACGUUGCCAGUCACCGCCAUGCUUCUUUUGAUUAUGAUAACUUUGGUGGUAGUGAUAGUUCUAGGAAACGCUUUGGUCAUUUUUGCAUUUAAGGUGGACAAGAGCCUAAGGAGGAAAAGCAACUAUUACUUCUUGAAUUUGGCAAUAUCGGAUUUUCUUGUUGGAGCGUUUUGCAUCCCAGUAUACAUCCCAUACAUCCUGACUGGGAAAUGGAUGCUUGGCCGAGGAUUAUGUAAACUCUGGCUGGUUAUGGACUACCUGCUCUGCACUGCUUCUGUCUUCAACAUUGUUCUCAUUAGUUAUGACCGCUUCCUCUCUGUCACCAGACCGGUGAGCUACCGUGCCAGACAGAGCAUGACCCACGGAGCCAUAAUGAAGAUGAUAGCUGUCUGGGUUCUAGCCUUUGUCCUCUAUGGCCCUGCCAUCAUCUUCUGGGAGCUGGUUGAGGGGAAGAGCCACGUCCCGGAGGACGAGUGCUACGCCGAGUUCUACUACACCUGGUACUUCCUCCUCGGCGCUUCCAUGUUUGAGUUCUUCUCCCCCUUCAUCUCCGUAACCUUCUUCAACCUCAGCAUCUACCUCAACAUCCGUAGGAGGUGGCUCCGGAACCAAAAGGAGGCCCAGGAACGGUCCCACGCGCCUGCCCGACUUCCCUAUCCACUGACGAGGAGGAUUGUCAUCCGCCUCACCGCGCUCUUCUCCCGAAACUCAGUGGUGGUUAAGAAGCUGGCUAGUGAAGUGUCUGUCAAGAAAAGGGGCUCUGGGAUAGGCUCCUUCCACUCCCAGACUUCUCCUCCCCACAUGGAGCGUCAGGACACGUCCUCCACCGGGGGAACCCAGCGCAGCCGCCUCUCCAGAGACAAGAAGGUAGCCAAGUCGCUGGCGGUCAUCGUCUGUGUGUUCGCUGUGUGUUGGGCGCCCUACACCCUGCUCAUGAUCAUCAGAGCGGCUUGUCGGGGUCUCUGUGUCCAGCACCACUGGUACGAAAUCACCUUCUGGCUGCUUUGGCUCAACUCGGCCAUUAACCCUUUCCUCUACCCGCUCUGUCACACCAGCUUCCGCCGAGCGUUCGGCCGGAUCCUGUGUCCCAGGCAGAGGUCACCCCUGGUGGCCCGAAACUGACCUUCAGCACGGCCAAUAGCAGACGUUGACCACACGUGACCGAUGGACCAUUGAACGAGAGAAUGGAUACUCAAGGGAAGUUAAUAUCAGAUGGAGCAAAAUCAGAUUGUCAUGCAUGUGAUAGCCAGUGGCCACAGGAUUGGGGUGAAUCUUCGAAGGAAAAAUGCAUUGUGAGAAGCACUUUACAUAGACGAAUCAGAUAGUUAUGAAAAUAGUGGAUAUAAUGAAAAUGUUGACUGUUGUUUAUGAACAUGUAUUAAUAUAUUAUGUUGACUGUUGUUUAUGAACAUGUAUUUAUACAUAUAUUAUGAGCAGGUGUGUAUUUGUUUUCUGUGAGGUCUGAGUUUUGUUUGUUACCCAUGUGAAUUA
Messenger RNA from Esox lucius (northern pike), 1715 nucleotides. RefSeq names its product histamine H3 receptor. Lineage: Eukaryota; Metazoa; Chordata; Actinopteri; Esociformes; Esocidae. Gene Ontology annotation, cellular component: membrane. The coding region runs from base 144 to 1346 and encodes 400 amino acids. Gene Ontology annotation, biological process: adenylate cyclase-activating adrenergic receptor signaling pathway. Gene Ontology annotation, molecular function: histamine receptor activity. The record is from RefSeq and is a predicted model, not a curated record. The transcript has 3 exons.